AGUGAGACACGGAGUUCCGGCUGAGUGACGCUGUAUCCGGAUAAUUAAGCAAAUGUUGCACAGAAUGGAGUUAUAUUUUAAAUGAAUUACUUGUAACUCCGGCGCUUAUGUUGUUAGCUUAUUCCCUCAGCUAUAACAACCACCACCCCUUUCCUCGUGGUCUCCGUACUAAUCCACCGACACCAUGCCAGCGAUCCUUCAUUGUUAGGAGUCGAGCCAUGUUCCCAGACAGCCUUCCUCGGUGUUGUGACUCGUUGCUUUCCACGGGAACCAAAGCUACAAGCUAGCAUGCUAACUAGCCUGCUAUCCUAGCCAUUAUCUUCCUUUUAUUUACCUAUACCUUUUGUUUGUGUCGACAUGUUGCAUGGACCCUCUGUGGCAUUCCAUGCGGCAGGCAUUUAAACGGACCAGCGGAGCGAGUGGCAAAACAUUCGCGGCUUCCGACCGUUUAACGCUUGCCGAAAUAGCAGCUGUUUUGCUGGCCAGGGAACGAGAUUUGGGUUUGAUUCAAUUGGCUUAAAGGGACCUCCCGCUGUCUUUAAGGAUAUCGUUUGAUUCAAGGAUAAGUGGUCGUGUACAGCAGCCGUCUGCCACCAUGGCGUCCUCCUCCGGCAACGACGACGACCUGACCAUCCCCCGCGCGGCGAUCAACAAAAUGAUCAAGGAGACUCUUCCGAACGUGCGCGUGGCCAACGACGCCAGGGAGCUGGUGGUGAACUGCUGCACAGAAUUCAUCCAUCUGGUCUCCUCUGAGGCUAACGAGAUAUGCAACAAGUCUGAGAAGAAAACCAUAUCUCCCGAGCACGUGAUCAACGCUCUGGAGAGCCUGGGCUUUGGGUCGUACAUCACAGAGGUGAAGGACGUCCUUCAGGAGUGUAAAUCCGUAGCCCUGAAGAGACGAAAGGCCAGCUCCCGACUAGAGAACCUGGGCAUUCCGGAGGAAGAGCUGCUCAGGCAGCAACAGGAGCUGUUUGCCAAGGCGCGCCAGCAGCAGGCAGAGCUGGCCCAGCAGGAGUGGCUGCAGAUGCAGCAGGCCGCAGAGCAGGCCCACAUGGCCGCCACCUCGGCCAGUGCUGGCCAGCAAGCCGGCUCCUCCCAGGACGAAGACGACGACGACGAUAUAUGUUUAUAAUUUUUUUUCCCCCCAAGGGACGGUUGUGGAAGCGGUUACUCUUAACUUCGGCCCAUUCCCCCUCCCUCUUCUCCCUUUCAAUUGGACGCACGGUGUAAACUGCCCAGCGACCUGAGGCGUGUAAAUUAAAUGAAGCGUGAUGUCUGUCGGUUUGGCACGAGAAGGGCACGGCGGCAUGGACACUUUGAACCAGCAGAGGGAGUACUAGCUGUGGCAGCGUGUUUUUUUUUGUUAGUUUCAUUUUUGCUUUUUGGAAGCAGUAACCGAACGAACUGCAAUGAUUGGAAAUAAAAUGUUUAUAAAUUCAUCUCAAUUUUUCUCUUUUUUUUCCCCCCCUCCCCUACCCCCUCAAGUGGUUUAUCUUGUGUUUUGUGUUGAAGUUAUGUUGAGUAAUGUAUGGAGCUAUAAAGAUGAGUUGUGUGAGGACUGAGGGACAUCGAGGACACUGCUCCUCCAUGGUAGGCCAUCUUAUCUGUCGUAAAAAUGCCUCGCUUCACUUAAAGCCUAUAUUCAGUGCUUUUACAGAAUCUGAUCCCACCUCCUUUUUUUUUGGAAGUUUUAUUUUUUAUUGUGAAAAUAUUUCAUUUAUCUCCUUAUCUUUCACCAAUGUAUAUCUUUUAUUUCAAGGAAUCUUUGCUGGAAAACAUAUUUUUUGGAUCGUUGGUAAAUAGUACAUGUUGGAUUUUUAGCAAAUUUCAACAGUUAAUGAUUCAUUUUGUUUUCCUAUUUUUGACCUCAAUAUUGCUAGUUAGUUGUACAUUUCUACAAGUUGUUCUACUUUUUGACUCAUAGAACCAAAGACAGAAGACUUACCACCCUCUUUAAUGCUUAUGGUUUUUGUUGAGAUUCCUGGUGGCUCAUUGUAAUGUACACUUUGUUAUCGGUUAGCCGUUGUAAAAAUGCUUUGAUAUCGGGCUAAAUUUGUAACUACUUUGGGAAGUAUCGAACACUUGAAAUAACUGGUGAAUUCUUAGUGUUAAAAAAGAGUUGGAAUACACAUUCACUUGCCUACCAUGUUGUAUUCUUUAAGCAAUAAAGAAAUGUUUUAUAGACAAA
Gadus morhua (Atlantic cod) is the source of this 2188-nucleotide messenger RNA. RefSeq names its product down-regulator of transcription 1 (gene dr1). Gene Ontology annotation, molecular function: TBP-class protein binding; RNA polymerase II general transcription initiation factor activity; protein heterodimerization activity. Gene Ontology annotation, cellular component: negative cofactor 2 complex. Gene Ontology annotation, biological process: RNA polymerase II preinitiation complex assembly; negative regulation of transcription by RNA polymerase II. Lineage: Eukaryota; Metazoa; Chordata; Actinopteri; Gadiformes; Gadidae. The transcript has 3 exons. The record is from RefSeq and is a predicted model, not a curated record. Bases 596 to 1132 code for a protein of 178 amino acids.